This is a messenger RNA of Onychomys torridus (southern grasshopper mouse), 1683 nucleotides long. It is a transcript of the gene Copz1, whose product is annotated as COPI coat complex subunit zeta 1. The transcript has 9 exons. Gene Ontology annotation, cellular component: COPI vesicle coat. Lineage: Eukaryota; Metazoa; Chordata; Mammalia; Rodentia; Cricetidae. Gene Ontology annotation, biological process: intracellular protein transport; retrograde vesicle-mediated transport, Golgi to endoplasmic reticulum; intra-Golgi vesicle-mediated transport. The record is from RefSeq and is a predicted model, not a curated record. The coding region runs from base 37 to 570 and encodes 177 amino acids.
UUGUGCGCCUCCACGUCGGCAGCGGCUGCGGUCAAGAUGGAGGCACUGAUCUUGGAGCCCUCCCUGUACACUGUCAAGGCCAUCCUGAUUCUGGACAAUGAUGGAGACCGACUCUUUGCUAAGUACUAUGAUGACACCUACCCCAGUGUCAAGGAGCAAAAGGCCUUUGAGAAGAACAUUUUCAACAAGACCCAUCGGACAGAUAGUGAAAUCGCCCUGUUGGAAGGGCUGACAGUGGUCUAUAAAAGUAGCAUUGAUCUCUAUUUCUAUGUGAUUGGCAGCUCCUAUGAAAAUGAGCUGAUGCUUAUGGCUGUUCUGAAUUGCCUCUUUGACUCCUUGAGCCAGAUGCUGAGGAAAAAUGUAGAAAAGCGAGCUCUGCUGGAGAAUAUGGAGGGGCUCUUCCUGGCUGUGGAUGAGAUUGUAGAUGGAGGGGUGAUCCUAGAGAGCGACCCCCAGCAAGUGGUACACCGGGUGGCUUUGAGGGGUGAAGACGUCCCGCUUACAGAGCAGACCGUGUCUCAGGUGCUACAGUCAGCCAAGGAACAGAUCAAGUGGUCCCUCCUUCGGUGAAGAUACUCCAUGCCCAGUUCCUUGCCCCUCAAAGCCCCACAUCUGCUGUGACUUCUUAUCCAGGCCCCCAACAGAUGCUCUUAGGGUCAUCGUGGAGAAUCACAAUGGACCCUUGCACCUCUAUCCUUUCAGGGGUUGUCCCCCUCUUCCUUCCCUCUCAAGGGCAGAUUUGAAUGAGGCAGGGGAAACGCCCUCUUCCUACUACACUGGUCCUCCCACCCCCACAUUCUCUCCUUGGUUUCUUGGCCCUUUUCUAUGGCUGUACUUGAGAUCAAAGCCGGAGAAAGAAUGUUGAGUGUUUCCUCCCUAUGCCUGAAAGGCCUUCACCCCAGCAGCCCUAUGUCCAGCAAAGGGGAAGGACUCCUCCUUCAGCACAAGUGGGUGUGGAGUAUCAGGGGCUGUGUGUCUUUGCCUCAGCAGCUUCUCCCCUUCCUGCUGCCCUGUCCUCUGCCUUGGAAGAGAUUGGGAACAGCUUAUGGGAAGGGGACAGAGCUGCAGGGGAACAGUGAUUUAAAUGCUGUCGCAGCUCAUGCAGUGCAGUCUGUGCUAUGAUCUGGCCUUCUGCCUCAGCGCUGCUGCACAUGAGAACACCCUGCUCUGGGUCUGUACCACACCUCCUCUGCCUGUGUCACCUGUGAGAUCUUUUUGCCUGGUGUGGCCUCUGGUACCCUGGAGCAAAGCCAAACCUUGGAACUAAAACCACUGUUGUGUCCAGAAGUUUCUACACAGAACUGGGCAAGGAGAGGGCCUUAAUGACUGGGGCUUGCCAUGUUCCUUCUCAGCUCUUCCACUCAUGUUCCUCUGCCUUGGUUCUGCAGUCUGCUGUUGAGCUCUCCCUCUCUGCCUCAGCCUUCCCUGGAAGCGGAGGGUCUGGUGCAGUGCCUUUCCUCUAAGGUUUGGAGUCCCAUUCUUGGGUGUAAUGUUGCCCCUUGACCCCACAUCGCAGUGAAAAAUGUCUUAGAAAAACAUUCCCGAGCAAGCGCUCUGCCCCGUGCAUUGACCGAAGUGGGCAUUCUGGAGGUGGCCUCUGCAGGAAAUGGAGUCAACGAAGUGAAGUCCACCUUGUAUGUACGCUACUGUGCGUCAGAGGAAUAAAGUGAAUCUUCCAAACUG